This is a messenger RNA of Cotesia glomerata, 791 nucleotides long. RefSeq names its product immunoglobulin domain-containing protein oig-4-like. Gene Ontology annotation, cellular component: cell-cell junction. NCBI's taxonomy places the organism in Eukaryota, Metazoa, Arthropoda, Insecta, Hymenoptera, Braconidae. The transcript is spliced from 3 exons. Gene Ontology annotation, biological process: cell-cell adhesion. The coding region runs from base 241 to 729 and encodes 162 amino acids. The record is from RefSeq and is a predicted model, not a curated record. Gene Ontology annotation, molecular function: cell adhesion molecule binding.
UGUUUCUAUUGAGCUAUAAGUCUACUGUAAUGGAUAGGAGAGAACAACUAGGGGAGUCACGAGUGAUCACUGUCAGUUAGAGAUCUGUGUUCCAUGUCACCGUCGAAUCGCGGUAUUUGUCUGUCGUAAGGAGAUUCUCACCUUACUGUCGACACUCAUUUAAAUUAAUACAAAAAAUCCGUCUCAAGUGUUUUAAUUUAAAUCAGCAAAAAUUAUUGUACGAAUCUUAUAUUGUUGAUUAUGGCACGAGCAAUUACGAUUGCUCUUUUAUUGGUAGUGAUAUUGAUGAUAAGUUGUCCGGAAAUAGAAGCUCGUCGAGGAAAAACAAGAGCUAGAAGCAAAUCUCGUGUUCAGAUUGGCUUACCAAUCACCGGCAAAUAUCGCGAUCCGGAGAGUGAUCAGUACUAUAACAACAAUAAUGGUGCGAAAAUACUUCUGGCUUCACAUUUCGAUCUUGAGUACGUUCUGGGACACAAAAUAGCUUUUCUUUGUGUGGCUAGAGGCUCACCACGUCCUCAUAUUACCUGGUUCAAAGACGGUGCUGAAAUUUAUACCCAUUUAUAUUUACAUGUUCAUGAGUGGGAAUUGAAAAAUGAUACGGUUAAAUCAAAAUUGGAAAUAGAUCCUGCUACGCAGAUGGACGCUGGUGUGUACGAAUGCACGGCGGACAAUAUGUAUGCCAUUGAUCGACGAUCAUUUAAAACUGAUUUUUCAAUUGCUUUCGAUUAAUCUCGUUAUUAUUAUCAUAUAAAUAUACUAAAAAUAAUAAUAAAAUAAUGAUUUAUUUUUAA